AAAUGAUGAAUUUAACAUCCAACCCACAUUAAUGAAAUGGAAGGCUUCAAAUUUUCCUGCAACAAAACUCAAGAUCGGCUGUUGGGAGAGGAAGUCAAGAAAUGAAGGUGAUAUUGUAGCUAAGUUUUACUAUGCUAGGCGAAAACUUGUUUGGGAGAUACAAGAAGAAAGAUUGAAAAAAAAGAUUGAGAUCCAAUGGACCGAUAUCUCAGCAACCAGAGCACGAUUCAUACAGGAUCAACCAGACAUUCUGGAAGUUGAGUUAAGGCAGCAGCCCAUGUUCUUUAAAGAGGUAAAUCCACAGCCAAGAAAGCAUACUAAUUGGGAAGCUUGUUCUGAUUUUACCAGUGGGAAUGCAACCACAUGCAGGAGGCACUAUCUUGAGUUUGCAGAAGGAACUUUGGAGAAACAUUAUGAAAGGCUUUUACAUUCUGAUCAUCGGCUACUUACGUUGAGUCAGAAAGUUUUUGCAAGCCAUGAUUCUCAGUUUUUUGAAACCGUUAAUAGCGACAUGCAAGAUAUGUGCAUGCUCCAACCAAAAUUUCCACCUAUUUCAAAUCAACCAUCCAGCAACUGGUGUCCACCUCAUCUGAAUCAUAUUGACAAUCAAGGGAGUGCUCCUACUCACAUGUGGACCUUUGAAUCUCAUGAUCCAGCAGUUGGUGCCAACCAUCCACUUUCACUGCUGACACCAACACCCAGAGUUAUACAAAUGAAUUCGCCAAGUUCAGUCAUGGAGUGCCUACCAACUAUGAAUCAAGGUGCAAGUUCUUUGAAUCCAAUGACAUCCUACUUGGCAGACAACUUUGCACUUAACAAUGGCAACUCUGCAACAGAUUCUACCCUGAACAGAAUGACUCAGCUUUGCAAUCAAGACAUUCAAAGUUUGAGAAGGGUCGAUGACAUAAGCGAGCGACAAAUCCAACAACUACCCUAGGACACCUGCGCGACUCCAGCUCCUAAUUUUCUUCCUCGGCGAGUCCCUGCUAAUACCUUAUUAACUCAUACAGCUGAAACAGAAAAUUUCCAUGUCCCGAGACAAGGUCAAUCACUCGAGGAGCAUUUAAUGAGCGAGUCAGAUGAUCUGGAUGCAUUUGCUGCUGAUGACUCUAGGCUUCUUUCUUCAGUAAAAUCUAUUGGGUCAGUCAUUUACUAAGAAGCACCACCAGAUUCACAACCGCAAUCCUCAAAUGAACUGGAUGAUGGUAACCAAAACACCGAUGGCACAAAGUCUCCAUUGGAAUCAAGGGACUCCAAGCAGUUAAUCCAUUCUAUGACUAAUUCCCAUGGCACCUACAAUUAAUCAUCAAACCUUCAUUAGG
Messenger RNA from Phoenix dactylifera (date palm), 1322 nucleotides. The record is from RefSeq and is a predicted model, not a curated record. Lineage: Eukaryota; Viridiplantae; Streptophyta; Magnoliopsida; Arecales; Arecaceae.